Molecule: messenger RNA, 2025 nt
Organism: Morone saxatilis (striped sea-bass)
Lineage: Eukaryota; Metazoa; Chordata; Actinopteri; Moronidae
Product: protein ABHD15
Exons: 3
Molecular function (GO): monoacylglycerol lipase activity; short-chain carboxylesterase activity
Source: RefSeq, a predicted model, not a curated record
AUGUUAAACUACAAUCUUCUGUUUUAACUAAUGGCAUCAUUUGUAAGGGAUUGUUUGUUCUGUUUGCUUCCAUCGCUGCUACUUCUGCUGCUGUCUCUGACUCUCCGCUGGCCCAGGGCACGUUGUUGGACGAGGCUGGCAGUCAAGGCUGCAGGCUGGAGACUCUGGGUCUUUAUUUGCCUGAUUCUGAAGCUGCCACUAGACAGGAAUACUAGAGCAUGGACCAAGGAGACCGGAUCACCAGGGACAGAUGUUUUGUCUGGGUCAGGUCAGGCCUCAGAUGGUCCCAAGCUCAUCUGCAAACCCACUGCGCUGGCCAACUAUCUUCUCCGGCACUGUGGCUCUCUUGCCAGGCCAAGACUGGCCUCCUGGCCCAGGGGAGACCCCCACCUCCAGACUCUGUCCAGCAUGCUAUGUGGACAACAAGGAGACACGUUACAGUUCACUAGAGACCAUCUGUUAUUAAGAGACGGGGGUAUCGUUGCUCUGGACUGGGCUGUGGGAACAAGACUGGGUGAGGCGGCCGGGAGGAAGAGGUGGGAGGGGAGGAAAGAGCAUCAGUCAGGGGGAAAGGCGCUAGGCUGCUUCACCACGACGCCUCCUGUCCUCCUCGUCAUCCCUCAGUCCUGGGGAGGGAUGACCCCCCACCUAAAGGUGCUGUGCCAUCAGGCAGUGCAACAGGGCUUUUAUGUGGUGGUGUUUCACGCUCGAGGCACAGCUGGGUGCCCGCUGACCACAGCCCGAAUGACUGAGUUUGGAGACCCAGUUGAUCUUGAGCAGGUGGUGACUUUUGUCCACAGCCGCCACCCAUCCUCUGUGCUGGUUGCUGUGAGUGAGGGUUCAGGCUCAGGGAUUCUUCUUUCCUACUUGGGGGAGUCUGGAUCAAGUUCACACCUGACAGCGGCUGCGGCCAUCUCACCUGUACUCUUGGGCCAGCUGUGGUUUGAAACAGCCAUGCCUCCCAUUUAUCACUGGGGGGUUUUGCUUCAUCGGAAGCUGCAGCUCAGUAGAUACGCAAGUUCCUUUAGAGGAGUCCUAGAUGUGGAUCGGGCCCUCAGAUGUUCCUCCCUCAGACACUUUGAGGAAACUCUUUUCUGUUCUUCAGCUCAGCUUCAGCACAAGGACCCCAGACCUCCAAUAAGCUCUCUAAAUUCUGGACUGAGCUCAGGAUCUCGUUCGCCUCAGGGCCUGGCACCCUCAGUGGCCUGGGCACUGGGCGAGAGGGCUUACCCAGCCAACAACUGGGACAGCUACUGGGAGAGGAAUGAACCACUGAGAGAUGCAGAUGAGGUGGCGGUCCCUGUGCUUUGUAUCUGCAGCCAAGAUGACCCUCUACUUCCACCGGCAUCCACUUUACCCGUUCCCCUUUUCCAAAGCAAUCCUUAUUUCCUCCUGGCGCUGACAGACAGAGGAGGGCACUGUGGAUUCGCUCUGGAGAGCCAAGAAGAGAUAGAGGGUGAGAGGACCGGAAAUAAGGAGGCGGAGGACGGUAACUGGAGUCUUAUUGUAGUCCUGGAGUACUUCAGAGUAGUGGCUGAUUUCCUGAAAGGGGAGGAGAGGGAAGGGGCAAGCCGGGGUGGUCCAAUAGGAGAAUAUAUUCAGGCUGGGCAGAGGAGCAGGACCAACAACACGGCUAACCCUCGCAGGAGGAGAGCCACCAUGAUGAGAAGGCCAAGACCACAGGUCCCUGAGGAGAGCAGUGUAGAUGCAGAGGAGGGGAACUUCACCUGGAAGAGGUCAUACACACGCUGACGGGGGAAAAGACGGUGAAGGAUUAGAUCUGCAGAGAGAAAUAUUAUCAACUUUGGACGAUAUUUUGCGUUUUUCCUUGAUAAUCUCGAGUUACGUCUGUAGCUGCAAUGUAUCAGCAGUAUAAGUGCAGUGGACAACUGUUCAGAAAAAUAAAUCUAUGGUAAAACAUACAUUAUUCUUUACUGAGCCAAAUUAGUAAAAGAGCCAUGACCUUUUGGUAAAGACAAUCAAAGACAACAUGUUCUGCAAACAUGGCUUCCCUGGUUUGAAAUU